AUGAAUGUACUUUUCAUAAAUAAUGGCAUCGUCGAGUCCUUGCAAAGGCAGGAUCGCCUGAGCAGGGUCUCUGACUUGGGAGAGAACGCGGAUCCUGCCACUGGAAGAGAGCGAGCGCCCUGCCGUUCGCGUGAGGGUGCGGAUCCUGCCGUUACGCUGAGAGGCGUAGUCGCGAGCGAGCGAGCGAGAAAAUCGGGAAGAGACAGGUUCGGGAAGGACAAAGUACGGCAACUGUGUCUUGGUUUGGGGGGACGGGGUGGCCGAGUUCGCCGCCUCGUCACUUUGCGGACCGUGUUCCCGGUGUGGACGCGAGCCUCAUCUUCGGCGACAGUCAAUGGCAUCGUCGACCGCCACAACUUACAUUACUGGGCCACCGAGAAUCCUCACUGGAUGCGGCAAGCAAACAGUCAAGUCAGGUGGUCGGUGAAUGUUUGGGCGGGCAUUCUCGGGGACCACAUCAUUGGGCCACAUUUUAUUGAUGGUAGGGUCGAUGGCGAAGGGUACCGAAACUUUCUACGAGACAAGCUUGUCGACUUGUUGGAUGAGGUGCCACUGGAAUCACGUGUUAACAUGUGGUUCCAGCAGGAUGGCCAUCCUGCACACACCGCCAAGGCGACAAGAGAUUUGUUAAAUAAGAAGUUCGGUAGGCGUUGGAUCGGUCUUCACGGUCUCCACGAAUGGCCACCGCGUUCACCAGAUCUCACACCACUUGACUUUUUUCUGUGGGGUCAUCUAAAAGAGCAAGUAUACGCAACGCGACCUGUUAGCGUUCAAGAUUUCAAGGAAAGAAUUGUACGAGCUUGCCGUACAAUAAGUCCAGAGAUCUUGCGCCGGGAACAACUGAAAAUCGGCCGCGAAGUGACCUAUCUCGCCGCGCAAGCUCUGCAACAGAGCGUUGCGCGAACCGUAGGAAUAUUCCAGUGCCGCGUAGCAGUGAUACGUAGUGCCACAUGGACGAAGUUUCCAGCGAUUUUCGACAUCGGCCGCGAAGUGACCUAUCUCGCCGCGCGAGCUCUGCAACAGAGCGUUGCGCGAAGCGUAGGAAUAUUCCAGUGCCGCGUAGCAGUGAUACGUAGUGCCACAUGGACGAAGUUUCCAGCGAUUUUCGACAUCGGCCGCGAAGUGACCUAUCUCGCCGCGCGAGCUCUGCAACAGAGCGUUGCGCGAAGCGUAAGAAUAUUCCAGUGCCGCGUAGCAGUGAUACGUAGUGCCACAUGGACGAAGUUUCCAGCGAUUUUCGACAACAUGUGCACGAAAAAUAGUACGCACGAUUUGUUGAGUAACUGGGGAUUUAGUACGGAAGUAAUUGCGAACUUCACAAAAUAGUCUAUUCCUGGAUAGACCAAUCAGAGACACAAAAGAAUUCUACAUGGAGGUUGAAAAGCUUGGUUCUAUCCCCAGUAAUUGGGCUGUUAUCCAACUAAUGGCCAAAGAACGUGAGUUAAAAAUAGAGGCUAGAACUUUUUCUAUAUUGACUUUCGAAUGCCGUAUGAUGGCUUCAGCAUGUGAGCGGAAUUUGGGGGAAGAAAUUCUGCCUCUCUU
Vollenhovia emeryi is the source of this 1542-nucleotide messenger RNA. RefSeq lists its product as uncharacterized. Gene Ontology annotation, molecular function: nucleic acid binding. NCBI's taxonomy places the organism in Eukaryota, Metazoa, Arthropoda, Insecta, Hymenoptera, Formicidae. Bases 1 to 1326 code for a protein of 441 amino acids. The record is from RefSeq and is a predicted model, not a curated record. The transcript has 4 exons.